This is a messenger RNA of Triticum urartu, 3250 nucleotides long. RefSeq lists its product as uncharacterized. The record is from RefSeq and is a predicted model, not a curated record. Lineage: Eukaryota; Viridiplantae; Streptophyta; Magnoliopsida; Poales; Poaceae.
CCUUAUCUCUUUUCUCCUCCAGUACGCAGCCGCCGCAGCUCCUCCUCUGGCUCGCCUCGCUGCCACUGCUCCUCCUCUCGGCCAAGCUAGUCCUCGUCCCCUCUUCUCUCCUUGUCCUCCUCUCCACCUCUUCCCCUCUUCCUUCCUCGCCAGCAGCAGCAGCACUAGGGAGCAGCGGCGGCGGCAAGCGAGCAGCAGCAGCGGAGUAGCAACAGCGAGCAGCAAAGUAGCAGAAGUAGGGAGCGCCGGCGGCCGCGGAGGAGCAGCAGCGUCAAGAUAAUUGAUUCUUGCCGGAAGGAACACACACAUGGGCGUUGAUGGUGGACAUGGUGGAGCUGAAAUUUUGCACAAAAAGUUCAUUUGCCCCAGUGGAAGUGCUUUGAUGUUGUUUGGUUGAGCAGGGAAAAAACAUCAGUGUCUCAUUGAAUGAUAAAAGAAAUGUGUGAUGAUGACCAUCGAUUGAGUGUGAGAGAUAGCAUUGAUGCCAGAUCUAUCCACAUGGCCAAAAUAAUAUGAUUAUGGUGCAAGUCAACUCUGCUAGAUGCUGAUCCAGAUGUUGCUGGCAACUCUCUGGUUGGGUGAUAUAUUAAUUCCACCCUGGACAGAGAAGACAAAACUUAGUUUCACGCAAUACAUGGAUAUGCUGGCAAGCAUCAAAGAAUCUCGACUGUCAAUGUAAGUUGCAGAAAUGGAAAUGGUAAGAAAGAAUACAAGCUGCUCUCCUGAUUGCCGCUAUAUCAAGUGAUUGCCAAUGUAUCAGUAUAUCACUGUCAGCAGAAUAUCACAGGAUCCCACCAUCAUCAGUAUAUCUAGACCAAGAAAUGUUGAAGAAUGACCUGUAUGAAAAGCAUUGUCAAAAUGGGCGAGAGCAGAGGAAGCAUCGCCUUCUUUGCGUGCUACAGGCCUCCGGUGCCCCUCGACAUAUUCUGCUGUCCAGCUCCAGCAUCAUCAAGGGAGGAGGAGCGGCACUUGACGGAUGGCGUGUCGUACAACUACAACUGCCAACCCAUUCCAUCUGCGGCCCUCAAGUCGAUCGUCAAGCACCUAGAUCUGGCUCCUGAAGCCGUCGAAGAAGCCGCCAUCGAUUCGGGCCGUCUCACCGGCCUGGUCUUCGUCUCCGAAAGGCAACACCACCUCGAGACUCUUCAUAUAGGCCUGCGCUUCGAUGACGGCGACGAAGUCUGGGUCUUCACCUUGGGGGACAUCUAUGGCGGCGACUUUUUCAGUGGUGCCCGUCUGGAGGACAGCGGCUGCAUCGCAGGAGGCUACGAGGUGGAUGGUCACACAGCUGACCAUUACCUCGUCUUCGUGUCCACGAAGGAGCCCGUGCAAGAACGCCGCAGCCCCUGGAAUGUCGUCUACAAAACUAAUCUCAGAACAGGCGAAACUGAGCGCCUCACUCCACCAGGGACGUCCGAUUUAAGCCCCUCGGUGUCACCAUCUGGGAAGAGGGUAGCAGUGGCUUCGUUCCAAGGAAAGAAAUGGGAUGGUGAAGUUAAAGACUUGCUGACAAACAUUUACGUGAUGGACCUAGAGAGCACAUAUCUGGAGCGCGAGCGGGUGAUCGAGAACGCUGGCUGGCCAUCAUGGGGAAGCGAAACAGUACUAUUUUUCCAUAAAAAGGUUGGGGAUAACUGGGGUGUAUUUCGGCACGACUUGAGCACCGGCGAGACCCUCCGUGUGACCCCGGAGGCAUUCGAUGCAGUGACUCCAGCAGCCAUUGAUGAGAGCAGAGUGGCUGUGGCAACCAUCCGCCAGAAGUCUGUGUUCACCGACGUCCGUGUUGAAGCGCAGUACCGUCACAUCGAGGUUUUUGACAUGGGUUUGCCGGAGGAGCCACUUCAAAUCACUCGGUGUACCAAGCCAAAAGGCGACCAUUACAACCCCUUUGUAAUGGAUGGUGGCAAGUACAUUGGCUAUCAUCGUUGCAAAAGCGACCAUCUCGAGCAUGGAGAUGAUGUCCCGAGGCGGUUCGACAAGCUGCAGUCCCAUCAUGAAGAUAUUGGUCUGUUUAGGGUUGCCGGUGCAUUCCCGGCAUUUUCCAAAGAUGGCUCUAAGCUUGCAUUCGUCGAUAACGAAUUCAAAGCUGUGUGGCUGGCCGAUAGUGACGGAAUGCGUGUUGUCUUCGAAACGGAUGGUCCUGAUGGUGUCUUCUCACCGGUGUGGAACCAAAAGAAGGAUAUACUUUAUGUCUGUAUGGGACCGUCUUUCAAAGCCAACGAAAUAUUGGAGAUCUACGCCAUCCCUCACGUAUCGAGUGGUGCACGAGAGCGGCGACUGCUCACGAAGGGAAAAUUCAAUAAUGCGUUCCCAUCCACCAAUUCAGACGGGACAAAACUUGUUUUCCGAUCGACAAGAAAUGGGGGAGACAAAAAGUACAAGAAUCUAUACAUGAUGGACGCAGAGAUCGGGGAGGACGGUGGUGAAGCGGAACGGAUAACAGAGGGCGAUUGGAUUGACACACAUUGCCAGUGGUCGCCGGACAGGGACUGGAUCGUGUUCUCGUCAAACCGUGACAAGCCCGCGGACGCUCCGGAGCGCGACCAUGGUAUGGACCCGGGGUACUUUGCUGUUUACCUGAUGAACGCAAUCGACCGCUCUGUGGUGAGGGUAAUCCGGAGCGGGUACGACUUCUCCGGGCACGUGAACCACCCGGUCUUCAGCCCGGACGGGCGGAGCAUCGUCGUGACGGCAGAUCUUGCCGCGGUGUCUGCUGACCCAAUGUCGCUGCCGCUCUUGUUGCAUUCGCAGAGGCCCUACGGCGACAUCUUCACCGUUGAUAUCGACCCGGAUGACAUGGAGAAGAACCAGGAUGUGGAGGAGUUUGCCCGAGUCACGCAUAGCAGGUAUGAGAACGCCACUCCUGACUGGACCGUGUUCUCAACUCAUGACCCGCAUGCGCAGUGGAACCUCCUGGUCAUGGAGGAGGAGUACACCCCGGCGUGCCCGUAUGCGCAUCAUGAUGGGGGUGAAAGCUGGCACAUGACAGGCCAGAUGUGCAUCCCGAAAAGGGUCUGUUGAUCUUACGCCGCUAUGUCGGAAUGGCCCGGAUAACUGUGCCUGUUUCGUGCUUGGGCUCAUACUGUUGCCUGGAUUUAUUGCUUGAGAUGUAUUUGUAAUUUCUGUUUGGAUUGCUGUCUAUUUGGGUUGGUGUUGAGGUGAUUUGCCCGGACCAUUUGCAUUCUACACAUUUCAUCUUGCUGUAAUAUAUAAGACUUCAGAGUUUUAUAUGAUGAUUCUGAAUUGAGUA